Molecule: messenger RNA, 1411 nt
Organism: Drosophila eugracilis
Lineage: Eukaryota; Metazoa; Arthropoda; Insecta; Diptera; Drosophilidae
Gene: HmgD
Product: high mobility group protein D
Exons: 3
Coding region: 161-499 (112 amino acids)
Molecular function (GO): transcription cis-regulatory region binding
Source: RefSeq, a predicted model, not a curated record
GUCGGCAUAUCCCUCUACCUACUCGAUUUCGUACUUUUCGUUCUGCCGACAGACGCGUUGUUCCGUACAGUUCGAUUUGGGCAUCACAAGAGCAAGCUCGAAGCAAAUAUUACCUAGUGUUACACUUGUUAAAUAGUUUCAACAAAAAACACAAAUUAAAAUGGCCGAUAAACCAAAACGCCCACUCUCCGCCUACAUGCUGUGGCUCAACAGUGCCCGCGAGUCGAUCAAGCGGGAGAAUCCCGGCAUCAAGGUCACUGAAGUGGCCAAGCGCGGUGGUGAAUUAUGGAGGGCAAUGAAGGAUAAGUCGGAGUGGGAGGCAAAGGCUGCCAAGGCCAAGGAUGACUACGAUAGGGCCGUCAAGGAGUUUGAGGCUAAUGGUGGUGGUGGCGGUGCUGCCAAUGGUGGAGCCAAAAAGCGCGCGAAACCAGCGAAAAAGGCGUCGAAGAAGAGCAAGAAAGAUGAGUCAGAUGAAGACGAGGAUGAUGAGAGCGAGUAGACUGCUCAUACUUACCCUUAUCCAUCACCAAGUCACACACACACCACACACAACAAGCCAGAAUCCACAAGAAAACAAAAACACUGGUGGCAACACCGCAUCCCAACAUCAACAUCCACAAAUUAUCCCUUAAAUAGUUUAGAAAGCCAAGCCCGAUCGAUCUGUCAUCGUAUCAAAACGCAGCACAGCGGCAACAAGCGAGAACUGUUAAGGCUGCAACUGCAACUAAAAACGCAAGAGAGGAGAACAAAAAUACGUGAAAAUAAGCAAAAAUUGUAUUUAUACAUAUGAAUUUAAGUUUAUAGUAGUCGUUUCUUUUAUAAUACCCAUAUACAAAGAAGGAGACAACCAACAGGAAAGGAGAAGAAAGUCAGAGAAGGAGAAGAAUGUACGUUAAGGUGUUUUUUUUCGUUUCUGCCGACGUUUCAGGCGUUUAAGAAAUUCGAGAGAAAAAUCUAUCUUGCAUAUAAAUUUUGUAAAGUAAACGAUAAAAUAAUUCCAUUAAAAAUAAAAAAAAAGAUACAAAAAAUGGCAAAUUGUUCUCUCAGUAGUUGGCUGAACUUGACUCGAUUAAGAUCUGUUGAUAACUUAAGGAUCGGGCUUGCUUAGAGGGAGAAAUGAAUGAUCCACUUCACAGACAAAGUACACAAAAUGAAAACAACAAACAAACAAACAAAACACCGCAAAUGAAACAAACGAAAUAACGCUCAGGUCUUUUCGUCAUUUUGCAUUAAACUUAAAUGUUUAACGUCUUGUUAGCUAAAGAUGUAUAGCAGAAGAGGAAUUCGGAAGGUAGAUGAGAUAAGCAGAUGUAAUUGCAUUUAAUCGGUAGUUUUAAUUGAUAACUAUACGUAUAAUUUAAUGAGAAAACAUACAAAAUAAAAUAAAUACAUUUUUUAAAUGCGUUGAAAA